CUGACCGGCCUCCGCCCCGGAGCAUUCUGGGAGGUCGCGCCCGGGGGAGCCCCCUGACCAGUCUCCGCCCCGGAGCAUCCUGGGAACUCGCGUCUGGGGGAGCCCCUGACCGGCCUCCGCCCCGGAGCAUUCAGGGACCUCGCGUCUGGGGGAGCCUCUGACCGGUUUCCAACCCGGAGCAUUCUGGGAACUGGCGUCUGGGGGAGCCCUUGACCGGCCUCCGCCCCGGAGCAUUCUGGGACCUCGCGUCUGGGGGGAGCCCCUGAGCUAUCUCUGCCCCGGAGCAUCCUGGGAACUCGCGGUUGAAGGGGCCCAGGACCGGUCUCCGCCCCGGAGCAUUCUGGGAAUUCGCAGCUGAAGGGGCCCAGGACCGGCCUCCGCCCCGGAGCAUUCUGGGACCUCGCUCCUGGGGGAGCCCCCUGACCGGUCUCCGCCCCGGAGCAUCCUGGGAAUUCGCAGCUGAAGGGGCCAAGGACCGGCCUCCGCCCCGGAGCAUUCUGGGAACUCGCGCCCGGGGGAGCCCCCUGACCAGUCUCCGCCCCGGAGCAUCCUGGGAACUCGCGUCUGGGGGAGCCCCUGACCGCUCUCUGCCCCGGAGCAUCCUGGGAACUGGCGUCUGGGGGAGCCCUUGACCGCCCUCCGCCCCGGGGCAUUCUGGGAAUUCGCGUCUGAAGGGGCCAAGGACCGGUCUCCGCCCCGGAGCAUCCUGGGAACUCGCCGCUGACCAGCCCCCACCCCGGAGCAUUCUGGGAAAGAGCAUCUCUGGUCCAAAGGGUCCCCUGGGGCCUCCUCUCAUCCUUCCCGUCCCGUCCCGCUCCGGUCCCGGUCGGGCGCCAUGGCGGGGGUCCCGGCGGUGCGGAUCAGCAUCGAGUCGGCCUGCGAGAAGCAGGUGCAGGAGGUGGGCCUGGACGGCACCGAGACCUACCUGCAGCCGCUGUCCAUGUCGCAGAACCUGGCCCGCCUGGCGCAGCGCAUCGACUUCAGCCAGGGCUCCGGCUCCGAGGAGGACGAGGCCCCCGCCGCCCCCGGCCCCGCCGGCCCCGACCGGGACGCCCACGACUGGCCCGACGCCGCGGACCAGGACGACGACGAAGGGUUAGUUAAGUUUCAGCCUUCCCUCUGGCCGUGGGAUUCGGUGCGGAACAACCUGAGAGGUUCCCUGACGGAGAUGUGUGUGCUCUACGACGUCCUCAGCAUUAUCCGCGAUAAAAAAUUUAUGACUCUGGAUCCCGUCCUGCAAGAGUCACUUCCUCCUAAACAGAAUCCUCAGACUUUACAGUUGAUUUCCAAGAAGAAGUCGCUAGCUGGUGCUGCCCAGAUCCUCCUGAAAGGAGCAGACAGGCUGACCAAAUCAGUCGCCGAAAACCAGGAAAACAAGUGGCAGCGAGACUUCAACUCUGAGCUUCUGAGGUUGCGGCAACACUGGAAACUGAGGAAGGUCGGAGAUAAAAUCCUGGGGGACCUGAGCUACAGAAGUGCAGGGUCUCUCUUUCCCCAUCACGGCACCUUUGAAGUAAUAAAGAACACGGACAUUGAUCUGGACAAAGUCAUACCGGAGGAUUACUGCCCCCUCGAUGUCCAGAUUCCCAGUGAUUUAGAAGGAUCGGCGUAUAUCAAGGUUUCUAUUCAAAAAAAAGCUCCGGACAUCGGUGAUCUUGGGACAGUCAACCUCUUCAGGCAACCACUACCUAAACCCAGAUCAGGGUCCCCAUACUGGCAGACCAAACUGGAGGCCGCCCAGAAUGUCCUCUUGUGUAAAGAAAUCUUCGCCCAGCUCUCCCGUGAGGCUGUUCAAAUCAAGUCACCGAUCCCUCACAUUGUCGUGAAGAACCAGAUUAUUUCUCAGCCCUUCCCAGGUUUGCAGCUGUCCAUUUCCUUGUGCCACUCCUCCAAUGACAAGAAAUCCCAAAAAUCCGCAUCUGAUAAGCAAACCCCAGAGGACCAUCUUUAUGUCUUGGAGCACAAUUUGCAUCUGCUCAUCAGAGAGUUUCACAAGCAGACGCUGAGUUCCAACAUGAUGCCCCACCCUGCCAGCGCCCCUUUUGGACACAAAAGAUUGCGACUCUCGGGUCCUCAGGCUUUUGACAAGAACGAAAUCAACUCUUUACAGUCCAGUGAGGGACUCCUGGAGAAGAUCAUCAAACAGGCAAAGCACAUCUUUCUGAGGAGCAGAACUGCCCGAACCAUCGACAGUUUAGCCAGUCACAUCGAAGAUCCUCAAAUACAGGCACAUUGGUCCAACAUAAACGACGUAUAUGAAUCCAGCGUGAAAGUGUUAAUAACCUCUCAAGGCUAUGAACAGAUAUGCAAGUCCAUCCAGCUGCAGUUGAAUAUCGGAAUUGACCAGAUCCGGGUGGUCCACCGAGAUGGACGAGUGAUUAUGUUGUCUCAUCAGGAGCAGGAGUUACAGGAUUUUCUCCUGUCCCAGAUGUCUCAGCACCAGGUGCAUGCCGUUCAGCAGCUGGCGAAGGUGAUGGGCUGGCAGGUGCUGAGCUUCAGUAACCACGUGGGGCUGGGGCCCGUGGAGAGCAUCGGCAACGCCUCCGCCAUAACCGUGGCCUCCCCCAGCGGGGACUAUGCUAUUUCAGUGCGGAACGGGCCAGAGAGCGGCAGCAAGGUGAUGGUGCAGUUUCCUCGGUGUCAGUGCAAAGACCUCCCCAAAAGCGACGUGUUACAAGACGGGAAGUGGAAUCAUCUGCGGGGCCCGUUCAAGGAGGUUCAGUGGAACAAGAUGGAGGGGCGCAACUUUGUGUACAAAAUGGAGCUGCUCAUGUCGGCCCUCACCCCCUGUUCGUAACCAUCCCGCCCAGAGGAAAUCCCUCCGUCUGCCCGCCUCGACUUCCAGGCGGGGCGACCCUCAGACGAGGCAGCGCAGUACAAAUAAAAUAUUCAGGUAAUGUGGACGAAGGCACCUUAAAUGCCCGGUGCUGUCGAAAUGCCAAGAAAACGUUCGGGUUUACAGUUCUGUACAGAUGUAGGUAUCUUUUGCGGUUUGUGUUGUUUUGUUUUUUUCACUGGAAAAAUCACAAGUUGCUGUACCUUGAAGGUCUCAGUUAAACUGGAAAAAGGCUACUAAAGUGA
This is a messenger RNA of Ornithorhynchus anatinus (platypus), 3081 nucleotides long. It is a transcript of the gene MED17, whose product is annotated as mediator complex subunit 17. The coding region runs from base 836 to 2797 and encodes 653 amino acids. Gene Ontology annotation, biological process: regulation of transcription by RNA polymerase II. The record is from RefSeq and is a predicted model, not a curated record. Gene Ontology annotation, molecular function: transcription coregulator activity. Lineage: Eukaryota; Metazoa; Chordata; Mammalia; Monotremata; Ornithorhynchidae. The transcript is spliced from 12 exons. Gene Ontology annotation, cellular component: core mediator complex; mediator complex.